CGCAUUUAUAAACCGUCUAUGAUAUAUCCGUCGUCAAUCCAAAAGGGACAUUUGGUCCAAUAUUAUCUACCCAACAAAGUAUGAAGUGAAAGUUUUAUCUGCAUCAAUGUCCUCAUAACAAUUAUGUCAGGCUCAGAAGAGGAUAGCAGCAUUUUUGUUAAAAGACUGUAUGCUCGCUAUACCAAAGAUGGGAUUAUAACUCCACAAUCUCUUGUCACUUGGUUUGUUGAUUAUUUGAAUUAUCCCUUUAUGUAUGACGAAAAAUGUAAGUCUAAUUUUGGCUUCUUCAAAGAUCCUAAAGACACAAAAAAUCAUCCAUUUCAAAUUGUUUCUUUUAUUACCCGUGAUGCAUUACAGAGUAACACGAUUCUACGGUUUUCAGAAAAAACGGAGCUGUUUUGUUUAUAUCAUUCUUACCGAUUUACUUUUGUCGUUGACUUUAGUUGGUCGACUUUGUGUUCAAGUGCAGAUGGAACCUGUUAUGUAAACAGUAUUGUAAAAACAAUCAACCAAAUUUUCUACAUCCUCUCUGAACCCAGCUCUUAUAGUUUUCCCGGGACUGGUUAUAAGUUGUCCAACUUUACAGUUUUUUGUUCCGUGAUCGUUGUUGUUCCUAACUCAAAGUGCUAUACAUUAUUGUCUGGUUGGGUUGUUAACACUAAAGAGAUUCCCAAUAAAAUAGCAUAUAUUUCUCGUUCGCUUGUGAAACUUGAGCGUACGUUUUUGGAAGACAUUAAAAAUAAGCGUGAUGACUCGAAAUAUACAGGGAGACGAUAUGUUUUCUUAUCGGACCUACUUAGACAUGGGGCUUUAUCUGUGUCAUUACUGACUCCUAUUUCAGGACCUGCCACAAUCUUGUUUUUCACACACGGCUGUUUUGCAACAUCUGAUUUUGGUGUUCCAGAAUUAGUUAUGUCUCAUUUAAACGUAGAACAUGUUCGAUGUGUUUUUAUUUUGAUGACAGACAAUAUUAUCCCUGACAUCCACAAACCAUAUAUUCCUCAUAAUAUGUCUAAACAAUCUUCUCUCAUGACUGCGGGUAUUCAGCAAGUGGAGUUGUGCAGUGUCUUAGCCAGUAACACUGAUGGAUUCGUUGUCAAUAUCCCGUAUGAAUCUCAGCAUUUAGCGGUUCAGAUGAAUUCGUGGAAUAAAUUGGCCGAAUCUUUGUUAGCCGUCCCCAUAUUUCGUCAUAGCGAAUAUACAACAUGUUAUAGUGAUUUUAACCGUGACUCCCGAGUCAUCGUCAAAGCAGGUUCAAAAAUUGUAGAAUUGCCUCCACAUAUUUUGUUAACAACAAGAUUAAAAAGUGGAUUCCGGCUUAAAUCUAUCUCACUAACUAAGAAAUUCACUGUUCCAAAAAGCCAUUUAAUUACUGCAGAGGCUUCUGUUUACAAUAAAAAUGAAGAGAUGGAAGCUUGUGUUCCACUUACUGAGAAUGAGAAAAUCUCUAAUGAUUGUGUGGCCACUAAAUUAAAGUUAGAUCUUGUGAUGGUAUGGGGUGUAAAUAUAACAUUCCAUUGUUCUAUACGUGGAGGGUGGACACGAAUACUUCGUUCUCCUAUCGUAACUGGCUCUACUGAUUUCCCUACAAAGAACAUACAUGAAGACGCUUUGUUAUCUCCCUUUUUUAACUCUUUUACUACUCCUGAAAAGUCGUUGGUAGAAUUGAAGGUUGAAGCAAAUUAUUCAUUUUUACGACAGCUUUUUAAUAGACAUGCUUUACCUUACAGUAAUCUGGAACUAUCGUCAAUGUUUUCUCGUCUUCCAUUGCCUAUCCAAAUGAUAACUUUGAAUGAUUUACUUUUAGCGCAUGUUUAUGAGUUCAAUAGGGACCCAUUUGUUCGGAAGGUUCCUGAUUCAUUUGCUAAUCGUUUGUAUCCUGUGUUUGUUAUGAAAAACAAUCUCCAAGGUGAUUUGGUUGCAACACCAAUUCUACAAGAUUUACAACCGACUAAUAAUCCUGACUAUUUAUCGAUUCUACGUUUUAUCGAUUAUUGGAGACUUUUCAUUGAUAUUGACCUAGUUCAGUGCUAUCGUUGGAUGGACUUGCAUCACAUCUUCUUACUCUUGGAAUACGAUUCACCUCUACCACCUAACUUACAUUUCCCUCCAUCAGACAAGCGCGAUGCUUCUCCUCUAUCAUGUCGUCAAGCUCUUUUCCGUGUUCAUACUCUUCUCUCACAAUGGUCAAGUUUUGUUUUGCUCGAAAAUAGUACCUAUAUAAAGUUGUUUCAUAUCGGUGACUUUGCUGUUGGGAGACUUGUACAUAAAUCCAGUUCUUUAUCAUCGAUUUCUUCUGUUCCUGGGGCUACCCAGGAAACUAUGGACGCGAAAAAGGUUAGUGAAUGUGACGUUGGUUGCAAUAAGACAUGUUCGGGGGUUUCCAUGUCAUCUGUGUCUCAUUUCUGUUUGAUUCGUCUCGAAUUAAAAAUUCCCGAAGUUAGAUUUUGCAUUGGAUUUGUCAAUAAUACUCCUGUUGAUAUCCAACACGAAAUCAUGGAGUAUCUCAAAACACAAUUAAAGUCUCUCCAUUUUCCACCAAGAGGGCGCCAAGCUAUUCCCAAAUCUAGACACAAAUCUGGCACUUUUCAACAUGUGGCUGAGUGCAAACAUGUUCCACCUCUUCAACGCUCCUGGGAGGAUACACCAUGUUGCACAGUCUUUAAUACUAGGCUUGAUCGUCUUGUAAUAGACUUCGGUACAUUCUGUAACCCUGUGGUAAAAGCCUCAGACUGCAUUUCCACUAAUAAAAAUAAGUCUGUCAAGCUUGACCAUACUCAGGAAUCUGAACGUGUGUCAAAAUCAUGCAAACAAAAUCGGCUUCUGUUUUUACAAACCGUUCCAGUAAAUGAUGCGACUAUCAAUCCAGUAUUGUUGGCUCAACAUCUUCAUCAUUCUGUUUGUGUAUGGGCAGUUUUUUCAUCAACUUGGAAGUCAUGUAUGCAGUCAAUAUUCUCAAGUCUUGUGAACAUUCGAUUACAGGAAGGAUUUCAUCUAGCUCGAGUAGGUCCGCAAUCCGGAUUUGUGUCUUUGUUAACUGAACUGGAAAUGCAAUCACUUGAAAUCAGUAACACUGAAACUCCAUGUUUAGUUCAGUAUCAAGUCUAUCCAACUGUUGACCCUAAAAAUGUAGAAUUUCAGGGACAUGAUUUAGGACAUUUGACUGUUAUAAAUAAUUUUUUAAAAAGCCGUAUCGAUGCUGUUGUGUUAGACAUGUUAAAUUCACCUGACUCCUCCACGGUUCCCGACAUUAAAAAGUCCUCGUUUUCUCCUAUCAUUAUUGCUUCCGAAAUAUGGAUCCAGCCUGUCGAUGGUAUUAUUAACUCAGUUGAUUCGGAAGCUGAAAACUGGUCAGGAUCUACUUUUUCCGAAUUACCCCGGAUUAUUUUUAAUGAAGACGAAGAGUGCAUAGUUUCAUACAUAACAUUGGAUAACUUAUAUAACUUUGUAACCAACAAAUCCAAAGUUUGUAUUGGUUCUCCCAAAAAGAUAACUUUACUAGGUGGUGAUGCAUAUUUUCCACUAGAGUGUUCUACAGAAAUCUGUCUAGUGUACAGUAGCAUAUCUAGGCUGAUAUCUCGUUGUUCAAACUUAAUUGCUUUGUUCCCUUUAUUGGGAAGUGUUGUUAACAAGAAACCUUCAUCUAAUCUUUCAAAUAAUGUUCAUAACCAGCGUCUGCUAACAAGUUUUCAAUCACGUCUCCUAAAUUCUGGUUUAUUGGUGGAGGUUCCAGUUUCUGUAGAUGAAUUGAAAACUGUUUUUAUUAAAUGGGGCUGCAACAUAAACUCUGAAUUCCCAGAAAACACUGAUAUUGAUCUUCCUAAAUUGCGUUGUUUUGUUGGUCGGGGAUCUUUGAAGCAAUCUGUUGUUGAUUCAGAUGUUAUUGAUGAACCAAAUCCUAUGGUUACGAUGAUUCUUAUACCAGCCACAAUAGGUGAUGUAUUUCAUCCUAUUAUGUUUAGUAUACUUACCAAUCACCUAGGAACUUCUGAUGCAUCUAACCACCCUUCUCUUCCUGUAUUUAUCUAUGCGUGUUCUCGUGUUUAUAUGUCAUAUCUAAUUGAUGACAAAUGGACAUAUAAGGCCCCAGAUACUCACAUCAUUGAUAUGCGCUCAAAUGACCGACGUUUUCUCCAAUCAGAUAAACAUGAAUGUAAUAUUGUUGGAAAGUUAUAUUCUUUACCAUGUGAAGUCCCAGACUGUUUUCUGAACGUGGGUUGUCAAAACGAAAGAUUGACUCAAGAGUUGCACGCAUUGUGGUCUGAUUUGAUGUUCUAUACUGAAAUUUUAGAGCACUCGUACAGUUAUGGUUUCAGUGUUGCAAUUUAUCGGAUUAUUUUACAUAACUCUAUUCCUGACGCUAAAGAUGUCAAUUACAUACUUAGACAUUCAGAAGUGUGUUUUCCAAUUCAACCGUUGUAUGUAGAUCUUACAUCAUUCUCAUUACUUACCUGUUCUCAUCUUUUUCCCUACGUUCAUUUGCUACACAAAAGAAGUAAUAAAUAUCUAGAAGGAAGUAUUUGUUCUAAACAUCUACCUGCUCUGGGUUGUGAAAAGCCAAAGCAAUCUGCAUCUCCACUGUGCUUCUUGGAUUCAGAGGACCUGGCAGUUGAAUUUUACAUGUUUUCCGCUAAUAAAUGCGACUGUUGUGAAAUCCAGAGAAGUUGUCUUUUCAGUACAUUUACUGAGUAUCUCAAACCCGUACCGAAUUCGGAUGGUGUUUAUGUGUUGUCAAAAUCCAAGUUAACGUGUCAAGGAAAUCGCACAAUCCGUCGUUCUGUAAGUCAAAAUAUCUUAAAAUCUUGGAGUAAAGCUAUAAAUAUUUCUGGUUCUAGGGAAAUCUUCAGUCAAACAGACACUCGCAACGCGUACACUAGUUCGGUGACUUGUAACUUAUCGGAAGCCAGCGGAGAGAGCGAGGCUUUGUGGGAUUCACGCACUCUAAAAUCGAAUAAAGAGGUUUCGCAUUGUAAUCAUUCUAUUUCGCAUUCUUCAGAUUCACUACUGCGAAAAUUGGUAGAGUGGUUUCAUUUAGUUACGGAAAAUUCGCCCGAUAUUUGCCCCCUAUUCUUACGCAUUCGUGGAAUCUUGGAGUACAAAGGAACAUCUAUCAAUGUACCUUUAUGUAAAGGGAUACCUACUUUCUGUGCUUCUCAUUUUCACGGGCUUUUAUCAGAGCUAAUCUUGAAAAAGGCUUCUCAACACAGCUCAUCAUUCAGCCAUAAAGUUGCAUCUAUGAGCAACAGCUCUGCAUUAAAAAUUGAUUUAAGGGAAUUAUAUUUUUAUAUUGAGAUUCUACCUAUCGUGAGACCACAUUCUGAUCUCUUUCCUUCUCACAAAUUUAACGACGGUAUUUUUAAGAAGUCGCGUCAUAAAAAUAAAACAGACAUGAAUUCGGGCCGUGUACGAAAUCAACAUCUGGAGUCUUCAGAUAUCUUUCACUGCUCCUUUAUGUCCAGUAGUUAUUCUAUUAAUAUGGCUUACUCAACAAUGGAGGAAGAAUGUAUUGUUAUAGAUGACUGGUUAAACCAGAACUAUGUCUCUAAAAUUCCGUCAAUACAACAAUGUUUUCUCCGCCUCUUCAUUUUUCAAAUAUUGUGGCAUAUACAUGACAAGUCGGUAAAUUGUAUGCGUUCCCUCACUCCAGUGACGGAAAAAUCCCUUGAAACUGUCCUCCAGCACAUUGAAGAUACUUGUAAAGCGAUACAUACUCCACUCUUUAAUCCCUGUAGCAUUUUAGUCAACCACUCGUAUAUAUCUAGCGAAGAUGAACUCUCAAAAUCAAAUAUAGAUUUCGAAAAGUCAUCAGCUGUGGUAGAACAAUUAUGUACCGUAGCACCGAACUUUCGCAGUCUUAGAAAACAGGUUCGCAUGCAACGAAUACACUUGGACUUCGUUUCCUAUGACACUGAUGUAGUUGACCAGUUUGCGAAGUAUUUUGAGAGUAUGCUUGUUUCCCAUUCAUAUGGGUCCCUUCAAUAUAUUAAUGGGUACUACUACCUAUCAAGCUUUAAAGAGACUUCUGAAAGCGUUCUAGAGAAACGACACACGAAGAGAAGUUGCAGGGACGGUAACACAACUAACUAUUUUCCUGGUGUUGGAAAUUUCAGCUCUGGUUUUCAAGACCCAAGUGUGACCAUGGAUAAGAUUUCUUCACAUCAGUCAUCGUUUCCUGAUAGUAUGGCUAUUGCUCAUACUUCACAAAAGAGGGCACUUGCUAGGUCUCUAAAAUAUCAAACUCAUAUGAAUGUUUCAUAUGUUGGUAAUGAAUGGUGUGGAAAUAAAGGAUCAUACUUAUCCAAGAAAAAUCCUUGUCGAACCCAUAGAUCAUAUUCACUUUCUAGUUUUGACUCUCAUUAUUCCAAAAAGGACAAUGAAGCUGUCUUUAAAAGUAAUCUUGUUAGAAGCAGUAUAAGCCUAUCCGAAAGUAAUUCAAGAAAAAGUAUACAUUCACUUGUCUUAGAUGAAUAUAUACAAUCAUCAAAUAAAUCCAUGCCAUUUUGGUUUAUAUUCCGUAUUUGUUCCAACUCGGUUAGCGUUUUCUUUCAUCAUACAGAUUUACACAUCAAGAGUAUUCACGGUCAAAGGCAGUGCCAAGAUUUAUCACUAUCCAAAUUUGCACUGCCUAAAAAUUCAUCAUACCAAACUUAUGAGGAUAUAUUGUUACUUGAAUGUCCGUACUGCACUAUUUAUCAAAAUGUAGUGAAUUCCAUUUAUUCUGUCAUUCGAAUGCUCAAUCAGAAGCUGUUGUUGAAAAAACUUUAUGAUGAACGUCUAUGUGAUCAGCUUUUGUUGCCACCCGACGAAGUGGAUAUGAUUACAAAACGCGAAGUAGUUAGUUCAUCUGAAUGUGAUGAAAGCAAUACUCGAAAUGGAUCUUUUAAUGCGAGUAAUUUUCGUGGAUGGAAAGUCCGAAAUAGACGUCAUCUCCGUUCAUUCAUUCAUCAUAUACCUCCAACAGAUAAAGAAAAAGCAGCUUUCAGUUGUCACAAAUUGAAGACCCACUCAAAUAAUCCUAGUCAUAUCGACAGAACUAAUUGCAUAAAAUCUUCCAGAAUACACAAUACCAAACAUUCCGUGAAUAUCGGUGGUAAUCAAAAGAAACUCCAAUUGCGGCGCAAAAUUUGGCCACCUGGUGUAUUUGCUUGUCCAGUACAGAUGACCAGCUAUAUUUAUUUACAUCCUCGAGUCUUUCUUAACUGUCAAAUAUAUUCUGUUGAAAAAGGCAGACGUAUCAUUCCGGUCCUUCGUCGGCUUCUGGAAAAUUUGGCCAUAACAAACCGAUCUAAUAUGUUCUUCCUCAUUGAUCACCCUUCCAAAACAGAUUCAAUUUCUGCUUUUGCCAAGCAAAAACGACAGGCUUAUUGUGACUCAGAGGCGCAGUUAAUACACUCAUCAGAAUCUUCACAAGACCCUGUGUUUUAUAUGUUAUUGAAAGAAAUUACUACUGCAACAUUUUCAUCCGAGCAGCAAUCAGGUCUAUUAGAUAAACGGACAAGUCAAACAGAACCAAAGCAUUUAUUAGAACCUAAGUUAAGUACCAAGAUAAAUAAAGUCAAACAUAUUUCUUCAGAUGUCCUCACUUCAACCUACUUUGGCAGUUCUGAAGAAACUUCGAAAAAUAUUCACAAAGGCAUCCGAUUUGCGGGCAAUUUAAAGAAAACUUACAAGCACAACGACCACAUUGGGGAAAAUGUUUUGCAAAUAACUCUUCAUGGCAUAAGUCAACCUAGCAGGCGACUUUGUUCUUCUGUUCACCAUAUGCUACAAACUCGUUUAGAUGGACUUGUUCUUCAACAUAUAUCAGACAGUCUUUCUCGAAACGCCAUUAAUCGUCUUACGUUGGAGGACUUUACGUUUUUACUCAAUAGGCGAAUUGAACAUCCCCUCAUUCACUUUUAUAUCGCACUACCUAAGUUUCUAACGGGUAAUGAUCGUAGUUUGUUUGUUAGUCAAGCAGUUCUCUCUUUUUGCCACUACUUUCGACAAAAUCUCCUUUUGUUCUUAACUCCAGUUAAAAUUGAUGAUGAUACUAAAAAGCGUCUGAAGGAACUAGGUAAGGCUGAGUUAUAUCUUUUCAAUCGUCCAAGCGCUCAGGGUUUCUCUAAACAUGGUGUUGCAACUAUCUUGAUUCAGCUUAUGAUAACUUCUGGCGAUAAAACACCUCAAAAAAAUUAUAGCUUCACUAGGCCUUACGUUAUUACGGAAUCCACAUCAUCUGAUGAACCUGCUUGUCCUGGAAUGUCUUGCAAUCUGUGUUUUCAAGACAUGUCUAAAGCAAUUAGGAAUUUCUCUGAAGUUAGUAAGUCUGAUUUACAGAAGCAUCCAGUACCAAGACUUGUUUUAUCAGUUCGUAUGUGGGAGCGUGGACAUUCUGAUCUGAGCAACUUAAAGAUGCGCCUGAUGACUUCUGUUCAUCAUGCUCUCUACGAUCUAAUAACAGAACAUCUUGUUUUGACUUCGCCAUUAUUUCCAGAUGUAGAAUGCAGCAAUGAUACCUUAAAUAAGGAGUCUUCCCAAAACUCAAAUAGUAUUGACUUAGCAAAUUCAGAUUCAAAAGAUACGUUUGUAAGUUCCAAGAAUAUGCCUCUGAAUUUACUUGUUUUUCAAUGGAUGAAAGAAGGAAGAAAUAUUGAAUCACCGCUUGUAACAGACGUCUCUACUAGCCUUUCGUCUUGUUUAUUUGUUGAACAACUGAUUUCGGAUCUUCUAAAGCCAUUUAUUUCUCAUGAUGAUAAUUCGGUUCUUGAUAGUUCUCCAAAUACAAUUUCCCGUAAACAGGAUUCUACAACAGACUUCACUUGUGUAUCUAUUAUCACUGGUGGGACAUUUAGUCCCUCUGAAUCAGCAGCGAGUUCAAAUACUAAAAGUGAAGCAAAGUGUGAAGAGAAUGUAGAGAUGUUUAAGCCAGGUUUCACCAAUAAAUAUAUUAUAGUCGGCCGCAAUCGAAACGCCUGGAAAAGAGCUCUCAACGUAACUCAGACGGGACAGCAACCCAAAUCUAUUGCCAUUCCAAAAUCGUUAGAUAAAACAUCACAUAUCUGGCUUAUUGAAUUUACUUCUGAUUCUGGUAUUUAUUAUGAUGCAUCUUCACGAAUGCAACCAUUGAAAGUUAACAUUUCACCAAAUAUUUGCUCAGUAAACAUUGAAUCUAAUCCGCCCAUCAAAAGACUUUAUCGUAAUGAUGAAGCGUCCACUUGUGAAGCACGCUUUUUAUCUAGCAAUGAUGCUAAGAAACGUGUAACUCAGUCAUCUGAUUUUCAUUGGUGUCUUACAGAUAGUUGUUGCAAUUCCGCUCUACUUGUAUCAAAGUUCCCAGAGUUUUGUCCUGUAAAAAUUGGAAUGAUUCAACACACAUCAGCUGAUACAAAUGAUAGUGCUCAUUUGGACCAAACUGAUCGUUCAGAUUCAAAUGAAUUCUUAUUUCAAAAUUACCCUAUAUUACAAGAAAAAUAUGGAAUAAAUAUACAUAUUCCUAGACAGAGCUUCUGUCUUAUAUAUGUAAAUGGGCGUCAUAUUCAAAUGUUUACUUAUAAUUGGACAAAAGAAGAAGCUGAACGUAUGUCAAACCGCUUACUAUUAUCUGUUGAAUGGUAUAAUCAACGUUAUCAGCUUUUAUGUUCACUAUCAUUUCAAAAGUUGGGCUUAUUUCAUGCGAUCAGUAAUUCAGCUUUUCGCGGUUGUGCUGCUCGUGCUAUGGAUUUGAUACGAAAUACAUGCCCUCCUGAGUUAAACAUUGGUACGGAUUCUCCGUGUACAGCAGUUAGUCAGACUUCAAGUAAUUUAUAUAAUACUUCGCCUUUAUCGUCAGUUUCAUCUACACCCAAUGCUCAAAUUUCUGUAUCAAGUAUUUCUAUGAAUAUUCUAUCAGCUGUGACUUCCAUUGCUCGCAGGCGAAAUGUAACACCAUCUACAGUUGAUAUGAAUACUAACUGUAUUAACAGCAGUAAUAUUUUUCACACUCCUUCCUCACCCGCCUUUCAAACUCAUUCGCCAUCUCUUCAUGGAACAAACAAUUCACGGAUGGAAUUUAAGGAACAUAAGAGUAUCAACAACUUCUUACGACUGUUUCAAGACUGUGGUUAUAUACCGCCUUUGAUACCACCUAGUAAUCCAAACUUACCGUACAUUGAUAUGUUACAACGGUACAGUGAGCAAGCCUUAACGCUAAUGCAUGCUGAUAUUCGGCGGUCUCAGUAUAUCGAAUUGUUCAGUGAAUAUUUUAGAAAUUGGCAAGAAGGUGGUAAAAACAAUACAGCAAAUAAAGAGUCAAAUCCAGUAAAAUCUAUACCAGUGAACAAGGAUACUGGACAGAAGUUUUCUCAUUCUAAGUCUGCAGUGGGAUCUGCUAAGGAACUUCUGCCCAGUGAUCAAUUGUUCAAACGGCUACAACGUUAUUCGGCUAUUAAACAAGCCUGUCGUCACUUGCACACCAUAUGUACUCCCAUAUUAUUUUGUCCUAAUACACGUUCAAAAGUUGUGCAGCUAAUCAAAGAAGAAGAAAAUGCUAUGAAUAAAACAGCUCAGUUAUACUUCAGUUCUAUUUCACGUCAUUCUUCUGCAGCUACACCUACGGACAUCACCGUUACUUCUGCCAAUAAUACUGAUUCUACCAUUUCUGACUUAACAGUACAUAAGGAAAUAGGUGAUUCGGAUAAAAUUCAUUAUCAUACCGAACAAACUACAAACCAGUGUAAAUCCAGUGAAAAUGAAUCGGGCUCUUCAAAGGAUUUUUCUGUAAAGUCAACUCCUGUUAGACUAAAACAAGUAUCGGACGCCGGUGGGAGUCGUUUUUUAUCCCCGUGGCUAAGUUGGUCACACAAUUCAGCUACUCCGGGUAAUCUUGAUGACACAAAUAUACUUUCAACGGAUAUCUUACUUGCUGAUAACAAUUCAUGUGCUGACAAUUCGCAUCGUCACGAUAGUUGUUUUACUUCCGUCUUAAACUUCAAUAAUUGGUUACGUCGUGUAGCUCACCAAUUUCUAAUGAAAUAUUCUCAAUAUUUGCAACAAGAAGUAGGCUUUCAUUCAAUACCGAUUUUCAAUAGUUCCGUUUCAUUAAAUAGACGUGAACAGGCAGCAAAACCUUAUAUUAACUAUGCACUGUUUCGUCGUUCUAUACACUUGGCUGGAGUACAUAUAAUUGAGCUGUUUGUCCGCGAUUUUCAUCUGUUCGUUAGAUUGGGUACUAUCGAAGUUAGUCGUUUUAGCUGGCAUGCUUCACGUUCUGUAACACUUGGGCCGUAUACAUCCGAAGUGAUUUCUCAAACGGCAGCAUCAGCUGCAGCCAGUAUGACAUCAGUUAUGUUCAAUGCAGUUUUUCGUCGAAAUAUGGAGAGGUCAUUUCGUUCGCCUAGUGCUAAUUCUUCUUUUAAUAUCAUAUCUAGUCCAUCAGAUGGGAAGUAUUCUGAUUGGUUUGAGUAUAGUAGUAAUCUUUCGUGGAACGAAUCAAGUAAACUCUGUGACUACACACAUCUCCAUUCAUUUUCGUACGACUUUCAUUUGCGUGCAAUUCAAGAUUAUUUAGAAAAUCGACGAUGCUUUCAACGAAGUCAGUGUUCUGAUGCAUCACGUAGACAAACUAGUGCAGUUGGAAGCGUAUAUUCUAAUGUGAUUACUAUUCCCGACUACCCUGUCACAAAAUUUCUAGAAGAUUUAACCUGUAUUGCUCAAAAAUUACCACUCUUUUCUCGGGGUUACUUAUGUUGCUUUCCUGUUACAUGCCACGUUAGUUUAUGUCUGCGACCAGACCAAGUUUUUCAUCAUCUUAUCGAAGAACAUGCUUCCUACGGUGUAGAUAUUCUACGCAUGACUAGACGGGAAUAUAGUGCUUCCCAAACGAAUCCGCCAUAUAACAAACAUUUAUCAUAUAAUUUUGCUUUAGUUGAGCAAUGUCAUCCUGAACAGGAAUCUGGAUGUUGUAGUUCACGUUCAACCAGUUCAGAUCAUCAUUCAAAAUAUCAACCAUGUUCAAAUUUAAGAAUGUCUUCUGAAUCGAAUUCUUCCUCUACCACUAACAGUAAAGAUCAGUCUUGUAAAUUUUCCGCUUUGGGAAUAGCUAGUGCACAUCACAUUGUUGAGAAUUUAACAAAGCUUGAUAGUGAACUUUCUAAUAGACAGUCAAUAUCCCAACCUUAUUCAGUAACAGGAAUUGUUGUUCCUGAUGAAGUUAACGGAACUUAUUCGGAUAUUAGAUCACCAGUAGAUGGAUCUAUUACAAAUAGACUACUUCAUUUGGUUGUAUAUCUAAUUAUUCUAGAUUCAAAACAUGAAUUUCCAGAAUCUAGACUUGCAAAAUUAAAUUCAAGUUCAUGUACACAAUGUCCAGUUGAUUGGCCAGCUAUUCGCCCUUGCGUUGAUCCGUGUUCAUUUACAUAUCAACCAACCCUUGUCAAUCGGAUACCUAAACCAUUUGGCAUUGAGGAUACAGAUAUUUCUAGUUUGACAGCGGAACGACAAUGUCAAAAUCUGAAUAUCUCCCCUACGGACUCUGGCGACUAUAGAAGAUUUUCAAAGCACUCUGAAAAUACUUUCGACAGCGAUGUACGAUGGCACAUGUCCUACUUAAGUAUGUGUCCUUCUCAUCAAGUUCAAUUACAUCGUGUACUUCGAAUAUCUCAAUCCAAUUUAGAAUCUCGGAUAACACAAUUAAUUGGUCGGUCUGGCGUUGAUUGUCAUAAGAAUCUACUCUGGUAUAAACUGUUCGAUACAAAUUCUUCUCUGGCUACUCAGAUUCUUUCGACGAAUAGUCGUUCUUUGUCCCAAGAUGCUGUUGAAACCAACUGUCGAGUGGAAGACGCUUCAUCUAUUUCUUUAGGCACCAACCUGAACCCGGUAGAUAGUUACCUAUGUCCUGUUCUGAACCAUCAGAGUCUGUCAAUGCGAGAGAUAGAAGAAUUAGUUGAUUCUGCACCAUUUCAGCUGGAUAUUCUACGUUUGGAUCCUCGUUUAAUUGAAUUGUUUAAUGUUGGUGGUUGCCAUUUGAACUCUGUCAGUGUAUUGUUAAACAAAGAAUUUAUUGAUUUACAGCAGAGUAGUCACCAUCAAAUUGAUCAGAUGAAAUUGACUAUCAGUUCAAAAUUAUAUAAAUAUUCUACAUCGGAAACUAUACCAUGUAUAGCCUACCGAUUUAGUCAUUCAGUUGAAAGCAAAUUGGAUGAAGUAUCAAAUACCGAUCGUCAAUGUACACAAAAUUAUAUGGUCUUGUUAUCACCAUCGUUCACUGAAGGUCUUAUAUUUCUUAGUUGGUGUGAAAGUAGUAAUGAUGAAUGUGUUCUAGAUGAAUAUUCUACAGUUUACACAUCUUGUCCUAUGAAAAAUACGUACUCUAAUGGUGUUAGUACUAGAAAAAGUAGUUGUUUUAUAGAUGCCGGUGAGAACAAUGCAAAAACACCCCAAAGUCAUCAUAUGGAAAUAAGAAACCAUAAAUAUAAAGAUUUUCAAUUUCGUGCAGUUUUUCGAGCUGUUGGUGAUCCAACCAAUCCGUCGUCAAUGCGCCGGUUAAUUGAUUCAGGUAGUGAAAUACAGAAUUUAUUUUUUAAAACGUCAACACUAGCUCUAGUAGCCACUAAUUUCAUUGAGAAACUCAGUUUUUUCGUUUGGAAAACAUUGCACAAUUGA
Molecule: messenger RNA, 13620 nt
Organism: Schistosoma curassoni
Lineage: Eukaryota; Metazoa; Platyhelminthes; Trematoda; Strigeidida; Schistosomatidae
Source: the annotation of a GenBank genome assembly